Molecule: messenger RNA, 948 nt
Organism: Hyla sarda
Lineage: Eukaryota; Metazoa; Chordata; Amphibia; Anura; Hylidae
Product: olfactory receptor 10A7-like
Exons: 1
Coding region: 1-948 (315 amino acids)
Biological process (GO): G protein-coupled receptor signaling pathway
Cellular component (GO): membrane
Molecular function (GO): olfactory receptor activity; G protein-coupled receptor activity
Source: RefSeq, a predicted model, not a curated record
AUGAAUGACAGUAACCAGACAAGGAUUUCAGAAAUCCUACUUCUUGGAUUUCACAACAUUCAAAACCUGAAAAUUGUCUUCUUUUUGCUAGUUCUUUUUAUUUACGUUGGGACCUUGAUGGGUAACCUCUUGAUAAUUGCUUUGGUGACAAUUGACCACCGUCUCCGCACGCCUAUGUAUUUUUUCCUUAGCUUGCUUUCCUCUUUUGAGAUCUUAUCAACCACCAACAUUGUGCCAAAAAUGCUCUCGGUCAUCAUCAGGGAAGGUGAACCAAUUCCAUUUUCUGCCUGUAUAAUACAAUUUUAUAUCUUUUCUGCGUCAACCAAUUCCGAAUGCUUUUUGUUGACAGUCAUGUCCUUUGACCGAUACUUGGCCAUCUGCAACCCCUUGAGAUACAUUUCCAUCAUGGACCUCCGGCUGCAGCUUAAUCUCGUCUUCUGGCCUUGGCUUACAGGAUGUCUCAUAACCUUAUUUAUUACAGUUUUAGUUUAUAAACUUCAGUUCUGUGGACCCAAUGUCAUCGACCAUUUCUUCUGCGAUCUAUCCCCUAUUCUAGAGCUUUCCUGCUCGGAUACAUCAAUGGUGAAGGUUCAGUCUGCCCUGUUUUCUGUUCCCGUCAUUCUUCUCCCAUUUAUUUUCAUUGUUGUAACCUACAUCCUAAUAUCUUUUUCGAUUAAUAGGAUAACUUCCACUGUGGGAAGGAAGAAGGCCUUUUCCACCUGUAGUUCCCAUCUGGUUUUGGUUUGCACAUAUUAUGGGACCUUGACAAGCGUCUAUUUAUUCCCAAUGAAGGACAAGUCAACAAAUGUCAGUAAAUUGAUUUCACUGUUGUACAUUGUUGUAACCCCACUGCUUAACCCCAUCAUGUACACUCUCCGGAAUCAGGACAUCAUUGCAGCUCUGCACAAAUAUCUAAGUAUAGUAUGCGUCAAAAGAUAUGCGAAGUAG